AUGUCCCGAGGUACCUGAACAUUACGAUCUGAUUGGAAAAGGUUCGGCUUCCAGGAGCAAAUCAAGGAAGGUGCAUCCGUCGGUAGGAGCUAAGUUCUACAAAUCUUAAACGCAUUUUAUUUUCCUCUUUUAAGACAGCAGUGAGGUGUACAGGAUAUUUGAGACUUCAUCGAGGUCCAUCUCCAGGAGUCUGCUCUUCGUCAUUCCUGCACAUUCCUGCGUUUCUCACAAUAUUCAAAAUGCUCUCUUUACGCCACGCUCUCACCUUCUUCCUCGCGCUUGGCACUACAGUCGCGCAAAUCCUCACUCUCACAGCCUCUCUUCCUGAUAGCACACUCGAUGGUCAGCCAGUCAACGCCGAUGGAGAAGCAUUCUCUCUCGGUGGCUCUCCUGCCAGCUACUGUCCCACCGAAGUCGGCACUGCUUGUCCCAAUGUUACAGCGACUGUCUUUGCAGGCAUGAGUGCUCUAUGGGUUGAAGUUCCUGGCGGUCAAGAGGUUUAUGUCCAGACAGAUGGAGCCCUUGGAUUCACCCAAGCCCACUCUGCCUCCGUCCCGCCUGGAGCCUACAUUGGUGGAUUUUCGAACGUCACUGUCGCCUCGGAUUGCCACGCACCGUGGGAUGUUAUCACUUGGAAUGCACCAGAUGGAUCCACAGGAGGAAUUCUUGCUUGCCCAGAAGUCCCUGCUGGUACGAAUGGCACGGCAAUCUAUCAAGUCUAUGCCAAGACGCCAGCAUUCAACAAGACGAAUUGCGUGACUCUUGCUGGCUUGCUUCCCACCUACUUGCCAGCUGGGUCACCAUUUGGUGCCUGGCAGUACAUCUAAGAGAAUCUCCACCAUUGCUUCUCCCAAGCUGCUGUACCUAUAAUUAAUGAG
Molecule: messenger RNA, 878 nt
Organism: Mollisia scopiformis
Lineage: Eukaryota; Fungi; Ascomycota; Leotiomycetes; Helotiales; Mollisiaceae
Exons: 3
Coding region: 240-827 (195 amino acids)
Source: RefSeq, a predicted model, not a curated record